Molecule: messenger RNA, 174 nt
Organism: Chlorella variabilis
Lineage: Eukaryota; Viridiplantae; Chlorophyta; Trebouxiophyceae; Chlorellales; Chlorellaceae
Exons: 2
Source: RefSeq, a predicted model, not a curated record
UGCAGAGACCUGACGAUCGACGGCGAGAACUGCGGCGCCUGCGGCAACCGAUGCGGCUUUGGCGAGACUUGCAACUUCGGCUCCUGCGACAUCAGGGUGCGCACCGACGCAAUGCAUUGCGGCGUGUGCGCGUUUGCAUGCAUGGGCGGCCAGCAGUGCGUGUACGGGCGCUGC